Clupea harengus (Atlantic herring) is the source of this 1477-nucleotide messenger RNA. Its product is annotated as tetraspanin-8-like. Lineage: Eukaryota; Metazoa; Chordata; Actinopteri; Clupeiformes; Clupeidae. Gene Ontology annotation, cellular component: membrane. The record is from RefSeq and is a predicted model, not a curated record.
UCCUCUAGAUGGAGUUAAACACAGGCAAGUUGAAUAGGCCUAUGACCAAUGCAACUGUCUCUAGAGAUGCAAGUCCAUUUUUCUGUGCUUGCCGUUUUCCUGGAAAUAUCUCCAGCUUGUCUCUUAGUAUGGAAUCCCAUCUACAUUUCACAAUGUGUUUUCAGAAAGUGAGAACUGAAAGGGGAUCUUUGAAUCUGAAACUCUCUAAGCCAGCCUGCAAGAAGAGUGUGUAAGGCUUGAGGGCACAGCGAAAUAAAAGCUCUGAUCAGAGACAGCACCAUAUUCAUUUGCACUUCCAGACAGGCUCAGCUUGCCUGAGCAUUUAUAGACAGAAAGUCUCAGUUUUGGAGGAUGGCUGCAGUGAGCACAUGCUUGAAGAAGACAUUCAUUGUUGUGAAUGUCAUUACAGGGCUUCUGGGAACUAUUUGGCUUGCCCUGACACUGUUUCAGCAUGGCAAACACCAUGGAGUAUAUGAGAGUUAUGAAUUAGGGACAAUUGUGGGGUUUUCCACUACAUAUGCAGUUGGAGUUGGGAUAGUGGUAAUGUGUGCUGUGGGCCUUUAUGGCAUCCUCAAGAAGAAGCAGUGGCCACUGAUUGUGUUCUCUGUUGGGAUGUUUCUUGUCAGCUUGCUGUUUCUUGUGGCAGCAGUAUCCUCAGCCAUUGCAUCAAACAUGACGGAAGAACAUGCCAAAGUUGUAUUUAAACCGGAAAUGCCACUUGAUCAAGAGUCGGAUAUUAUGCAGUCUCAGUUUGAAGCCUUUCAAUACAUGUAUCAAUGUUGUGGCUUUCUAAAUGGAGCCAGUGACUGGGGAGAUAAAAUUCCUCACUCAUGUCAAUGUCCACAGCUGCUUGAAAACACAACAGUAUGUAUUAACCUCAAUGUGAAGACCAUAUCUGGGGAAAUCCAGGUGUAUCGGCAGCCAUGUUUUCCUUACCUGUUCCACAUCUGGAUAAUGGGCUUCAAAGUGCUGGCAGCGUUUGCGUUUAUUUGUCUAUUAUGUCUGGUUGUUGGUCCCAUCUUGUCCACUGUAAUUCUGUGCCAAAUGAGAAGAAGGACAAUCACACCACCAGUUACUUUUACAGCACAUUCAAGUGGCGCAAAAUACACAGAGCUUGAAUGAGCUUCUAAGGAGAUCUUCAAACUGCAUUUUAGGACUUUUGGUCACCUGCUACCAUAAUCCUGUUUUGUGCCACACCUUUUAGGAUGCUUGCUUAUUGCCCAUGAAUGGCAGCUAUGUGGUUUUCAUGAUGUACCAUAAACAUUAUAAGCUUGUGAGCAUCUGCUAUGUAUUUUUUAAGAUUUCCAAUUCAUAUAUUUGUUGAACUGAAGGAUUACAUUUAAUGCAUCCAGUUUACUUUGACCAAAAGGUCUUAAUAGGCUUUGUCUUCAGUUUUUCACAGAAUGGGUCAUAAAUUCACUUCUAUGGUUAUAUACAUUUUCACUUGUAUAUAAAUAAAUGAUUUCUUCAUCAGCAA